Penicillium taxi is the source of this 1422-nucleotide messenger RNA. RefSeq lists its product as uncharacterized. The record is from RefSeq and is a predicted model, not a curated record. NCBI's taxonomy places the organism in Eukaryota, Fungi, Ascomycota, Eurotiomycetes, Eurotiales, Aspergillaceae. Bases 1 to 1422 code for a protein of 473 amino acids. The transcript has a single exon.
AUGACAUUUGGGCAUGUCUCUGCGUUCACACCACGAUCUCACCACCCAGAGGAACCCCUAUCCUUGGAAUACCCUCCAUCUGGACAUGGUGAUGAUGAUCGGUACGAGCCUCACCAUGUAAGACCACUGCAAACUUCCCGACGUGACAACUAUCAUCCGGAAUAUGCAUCAAUGCAGGCACGUGUCGAGGAUGAAGAUGAAGAUGGGCCUCCUCCUCCGCCGCCGGUUCAUCGAUCUUGGACACAGCCGGUUCAGGCCGCUCAAUCACCGGUGGCACAGCCACCCUCCCCAUACCAACCAUAUAUUCCUGGAUAUCACAACAACAAGCCUUCUGUGCCUGCAAGUCUUGUUGCGGGCUACGAAAACGAUCAAGAUAUGAACGACCGUUCUGUGCUUGAGAGUCGGCGACCACGCAGUGCCAGCAGUCAUUACGAGGAUGAAAUGAUGAUUCCUCCAUCGCCCCGUAUAGCACCAUCUUAUCCCCAAGAGUCAUCGGCCCCUUCGCCCUAUGAGUCUGCGAUCUAUCCAUUAAGAAUAUCCCCACAGUCAAUGGAUGAUCGACCGCGCGGAGGAUCAGUCAGUUUCGAUAACCGGGUCGUGACCCGCAAGUCGGUCAGUCCACGACCCUCAAUUUCGAGUGAACAUGGAAGCUCUGCGACUCCGUUUUCUCCUGACUCUUAUAACUCACUGAAUCCUAACGCCUCGCGAUCGGCCAUAAACAGGGACCCUACACCAAUGUACGAUUCACCAGGCCAGGCGAGGGAUGCAGCGAUACGUGCAGAAAUCGAGCCAGUUCGAAACCUAGACCAACCCAUCAUUGGCGAUGAUGGCCGCGAAAUUGAUCCUUCAGAUCAUCUCCCUACAGAUACAUGGGCACCAGAGCCGGAGAGAAAAAACCGUAAGCCAGAGGUGAUCAUUCGCUUCAAGCACUCAACCAGGCCUACUUCACGCGGUAGUGAUAGCAGACCUACUUCUCGGGGCAAUGAUGCAACGCCCCGCAACCUGCCUCGCGUUGGAUUUCGAUCGGAAACAGUCCCUUACGGUUCGGAUCGCGUGCGAUACGCUGCCAGUUAUGCUGGAGACCCCGUAGAGCGAACACCACGUGGACAAGACAUCUAUACGCGGGGCUACGGCACUCCAAUUUCAACCGACCGACCACGCUCAUCCCGCGGCUCAGUAUCUCCCUCUCCAAGCGCUCGCUCACCUCUGUAUGAAUACAGCAAUGGCCCACCAGUCCCUUCCAAAGUCCCAAUCAACCAAGGACCAAGCUACCCCGUCGCACACGCGGAGAAUCCAGGCAUGGACGCAUUAAGCCGAGAACUCAAGACCAUCGACCUUGGUUCUGUAGGUUGCAGCCCAAGCCGGGCAGUUCGGAAAUUUGCACCAGCCAGAGCUUCGGCAACAAUGGGAUACGCCAGCUAA